AUGCGCCCUGUCAUUGCCGUUGAUGCUACCUAUUUGAAGUGCAAGUAUAAAGGUGUUUUGUUUGUUGCGACCGCAUUUGAUGGAAAUCGUAAUAUAUAUCUGAUUGCCUUUGGGAUUGGAGAUUUGGAGACGAAUGCAAUGUGGGAGUGGUUUUUGACAAAACUACAUUAUGCAAUUGGUGAUUGCGCGAAUCUUGUUGUCAUAUCCGAUCGAAAUGUCAGCAUACAAAAUGGGUUGAAAAAAGUUUUUCCUGGGGCAACACAUGGAAUUUGCUGUUAUCACUUGAAGGGCAAUAUGAAAGCCUCAUUUCGCUUGAAGCAGCGGGAUCCAAUAUUGGGGUAUUUUGUAAGGGCAGUGAAGUCGUAUCGUCUGGGGGAGUUCAAUCGUCACUUCUUCAUGAUAAAUAAUGACCGAGUGCAAACUUAUCUAGUACGUGUAGGCCUCCAGAAGUGGUCUCGAGCCCAUUGUGAUGGACGACGCUAUAAUGUGAUGACAACAAAUAUUGUGGAGUCCAUAAAUUCAGUUCUUCGUUUGCAAGGAUGCUUCCGUCAACGACGAGAUUUAGCAAGGAAAUGUCAAUCUACGUUGUGCCCUGAUUUAGGCGAGCAGAAGUUAAGGAAGAGGUUAGACGCUGCUUCAAGGAUGAAUGUGGUCAAAAUCAAUGAUGGGGAGUAUAAUGUUCUGGAUGGUGAUAUGAACGGGCUGCAUGCUAUUGCGGUAUGUCGACACUUGAAAUUGAACCCCGACUCCUUGGCCUCUUCGUAUUACACACGAGCAACAUGGGCAGCUGCAUAUGCUGAAUCCAUUUAUCCUGUACCACCUCAAGGGACAUGGGUUAUUCCUGAUCAUUUGCACAAUAUAAAAAUCCUCCCUCCUCUUUCUAAGGUUAUGCUAGGGCGUCGUAAAACACAAAGAAUACCUUCUAAAGGAGAGGACCGGCGUGAAAACAAAUGCUCAAGGUGUGGUGUGAAGGGCCACUAUCGAAAUACAUGCAAACAAUAUGUCCCCGUCACCAACAAGCAACAGGUUGCGUAUAGGUGA
This is a messenger RNA of Prunus armeniaca (apricot), 1041 nucleotides long. Lineage: Eukaryota; Viridiplantae; Streptophyta; Magnoliopsida; Rosales; Rosaceae. The record is from the annotation of a GenBank genome assembly.